This is a messenger RNA of Adineta steineri, 816 nucleotides long. The record is from the annotation of a GenBank genome assembly. NCBI's taxonomy places the organism in Eukaryota, Metazoa, Rotifera, Eurotatoria, Adinetida, Adinetidae.
AUGAUACCAUUUUCUCAAUCUAAUAAAAAUAUAUCAUUUAAACAAAAUUAUCAUCGGUUACAAGAACAUUUAUGCAUAUUUGAUUGUACAUUUACAAUACCAUUUAAUGAAUCAUUAGUCAUACCUUCGAAUUGUCAACAAGCACUAACAACAAAUCCAUGUGAAGUUGAUAUUAUAGUAGAAUUAACUAUGAAACGGACAACAUUUGCUUUUUUGAAUAAAACAAAUGAUUCACUUAUCAAUGGUUUAGAAACAGAUACUUUUUCUGUAGAAUUAGUCAAUUUUGAAUUUGAAAAAAAUUUAAUAACCGAUAUUUUAGCUUAUAAAUGUUCACAUGGUGAUAAAUGUGAAUGGAAUUAUAUACAAAAAAAGAUUCCUAAAGUAAUUAGUAUGAAUUAUCAACCAUUAUUGGAUUCAUUAUCACCAUUAAUUUAUGAUAAAAGUUUGGUAUCAAAUGUUUCACAUUGUCAUUCGUUGAAUGAAUUAGUUAAUUGUCAAAUUGGUGUAUGUGAAUAUAUGCAAACUCUUGAUCAUAGUAGUUUAACAUUACCUAGUAUUCGUCAAUGUUCAAUUUCUGAUAGACCAUCAAUUUAUUUUGGACAAUAUCAAUAUAUACCUGAUCCAAUGAAAUAUACAUUUGAUUAUUUAUAUUUUACAUGUAAUAAAAAUCAAUGUAAUAGUCCAUCAAAUGAACGUGCUAUUAAAUAUUUAAUUGGAUAUAGUAAUCAUAAAAAUAUUAGUGUAAUGAAAAAAGGACAUUUCUAUCUAGUUUUUAGUUUUUAUCUUAUUAUUGUAGUAUCGAUAAAAAUGAUUUAA